AUGGAGCUGAGGGUCGGGAACAGGUACUGGCUGGGCAUUAAGAUCGGCAGCGGCUCCUUCGGAGCCACCUAUCUCAGUACGGAUAUUGCUGCAGGAGAAGAAGUUGCCGUCAAGCUUGAAUGUGUCAAAACCAAGCAUCCUCAGCUCCACAUUGAGAGCAAGAUCUACAAAAUGAUGCAGGGAGGAGUGAGCAUCCCCACCAUCAGAUGGUGUGGGGCUGAGUGGGACUACAAUGUCAUGGUAAUGGAGCUACUGGGACCGAGCCUAGAAGACCUCUUCAACUUCUGUUCAAGGAAGUUUAGUCUGCAAACUGUCCUGUUGCUUGCUGACCAAAUGAUAAGUCGUAUUGAGUACAUUCAUUCGAAGAAUUUCAUUCAUCGAGAAGUGAAGCCAGAUAACUUCCUCAUGGGGCUGGGAAAGAAAGGCAACCUGGUCUACAUCAUUGACUUUGGUCUGGCCAAGAAGUACCAGGAUGCCUGCACCCACCGGCAUAUCCCCUAUCGAGAGAACAAGAAUCUCACAGGUACGGCACGCUAUGCCUCCAUCAACACACAUCUUGGAAUUGAACAAUCUCGAAGGGAUGACUUGGAGUCUCUGGGGUACGUGCUGAUGUACUUCAACCUGGGCUCUCUCCCCUGGCAGGGGCUGAAGGCCGCCACCAAGAGGCAGAAGUAUGAGAGGAUCAGUGAGAAGAAGAUAUCCACCCCCAUUUCAAUGCUGUGCAAGAGCUAUCCUUCUGAAUUUGCCACGUACCUAAAUUUCUGCCGUUCUUUACGUUUUGAUGACAAACCUGACUACUCCUACCUGAGACAGCUCUUCAGAAAUCUGUCCCAUCGCCAGGGCUACUCCUACGACUAUGUGUUCAACUGGAACAUGCUCAAAUUUGGUGCCAGCCGAGCUGCAGACGAUGCUGAGCAGGAACGCCGGGACCUAGAGGAGCGCUUAGACAGACACUCCCGGAAUCCAGCCACCCAUGGCCUCUCUUCUACAGCUUCCGGCCGUCUGCGGGGAACCCAGGAAGUGGCUCCCUCAACGCCCCUUACCCUUACCUCACACAGGGCCAACACCUCUCCUAGGCCCGUCUCUGGCAUGGAACGAGAACGGAAAGUGAGCAUGGGGCUGCACCGUGGGACACCAGUCAACGUUACCUCCUCUGAUCUCACGACAAGACAAGAUACCUCUCGCAUGUCCACCUCACAGAUUCCCGGUUGGGUGGCUUCCAGUGGUCUUCAGUCUGUCGUGCACCGAUGA
Molecule: messenger RNA, 1251 nt
Organism: Arvicola amphibius (Eurasian water vole)
Lineage: Eukaryota; Metazoa; Chordata; Mammalia; Rodentia; Cricetidae
Product: casein kinase I-like
Biological process (GO): endocytosis; regulation of circadian rhythm; non-motile cilium assembly
Cellular component (GO): cytoplasm; nucleus; spindle microtubule
Molecular function (GO): protein serine/threonine kinase activity; ATP binding
Source: RefSeq, a predicted model, not a curated record